GCGUCGGGAAAGACCAUCUGACUACCGCGGCGGGGGGCCAGAGCGUGCGGGGUUGGAACUGGGCUGGACCUCAUGGAGGCUGCAAGCUGCCCGCGGGAGGAGUGCGAUACGAGUGCCGUAGCACCAGGAAAAACCCAUCAAGCAUGGGCUGCUCCGCGUCCGCCGAGGCGGCUCCUGAUCUCCCGCCGCCCCCGGCAGGAACCAAUGUUGGAGACGGCACGAAGGUCCUGCUGGCGUGCAUGACGCAACAUUGGAGACGACGCAGGGACAACUGGCUCGGCUUCGACGAAAGCAACUGCAUGCGCGCGAUGAAGAUUCGCGAGCGCGCCGUCGCGUUCACGCUGCACGCGGUGAACGCGCGGCAGCAGCACACCUACACGCUCGAGAGCGAGGGCGGCUGGCUCGGGCGAGUGGAUAGCGAGAGCAUACAAAUGAUGGCCAACCAGCCGCGGGAGCGCGCCGCGCGCGUGCGCGUCAACCUGCGGCGCUUCCGGCAGACGGGGCGGGUGACGCUCCUGUGCGUCGACAACAAUAGGUACAUUUCCCACCGGAACCAUGGCUGGAUGGUCGCCGACUACGGCAACGCCGAGACCGCCGGGAAGCGCAUCGACUACUACAUGGCGGUUGUUUCCGGCCGAGGCGCGGCCCGGCUCGUGCCCCCGGGCCACGUCUCGGGCGCCGAGGCCGCGCGGAUGGCGGCGCGGGCGCCGCCGGCGCCGGCGCCGCAGCGGCCGAGCGCCCGGCCGCCGCAGCCGCAGCCGCGGCGCGCGCGCGCCGAGGACUACGACGAGUUCAUGGCCUUCACGGGCGUCGACCGCGCGACGGCGGAGCGCUUCGUCGACGGCGCGCUCGGCCGCGGCCUGAGCCUCCGCGACGCGAUCCGCGCCUUCUUCGAGGGCCAGGGCUCGCCGAAGCCGCCGCCGCCGCCGCCGCUCGAGGUCUCGUUCCGCACGAACGGCGGCCAGACCUUUUCCGCGGGCGACCUCGGGGCCGAGGUCACGGAGGCGAGCGCCGUCGGGGAGCUGCGGGCGCUCGUGGCGAAGCACUACGACAGCGAGCCGAAGCGCAUCCGGCUCGUGAGCCGCGGGAAUAUUCUGCGCGACGACGCGCAGACGCUGGGCGCCGCGGGCGUCCGCCCGAAGGACAAGCUCAUGGUCGUCGUCAUGAAGGGCGCGACGCGGUUCUCCAAAGGGCGGAAGUGA
Pelagomonas calceolata is the source of this 1202-nucleotide messenger RNA. The record is from the annotation of a GenBank genome assembly. Lineage: Eukaryota; Pelagophyceae; Pelagomonadales; Pelagomonadaceae.